Messenger RNA from Hyaloscypha bicolor E, 1479 nucleotides. RefSeq lists its product as uncharacterized. Gene Ontology annotation, biological process: membrane protein proteolysis. Gene Ontology annotation, cellular component: membrane; lumenal side of endoplasmic reticulum membrane; cytoplasmic side of endoplasmic reticulum membrane. The transcript has 2 exons. NCBI's taxonomy places the organism in Eukaryota, Fungi, Ascomycota, Leotiomycetes, Helotiales, Hyaloscyphaceae. Gene Ontology annotation, molecular function: aspartic endopeptidase activity, intramembrane cleaving. Bases 1 to 1479 code for a protein of 492 amino acids. The record is from RefSeq and is a predicted model, not a curated record.
AUGUACAUCCAUCUUCUCCUUUCCGCCCUGUUCCCGAUCUACAUCGGCUCACAUGCCUCAUUACGCCGUCCGCCAUCGGCUGCCAACCCAAAGAAGGGACAAACCGAGGAGGAAGAUGAUGACUUGGAGGUUGAGCCAUUGAUCGACGGCAUGAGUCCGUCCGAUGCUAUCAUGUUUCCUGUCUUUGCUGGUAUCACGUUGGCUGGUCUUUACUUCAUUAUCAAGUGGCUUGAAGAUCCUGCUAUCCUCAACAAGAUCUUAAACUACUAUUUCUCGGCUAUAGGUGUUGUUGGAGUGGGCAAGCUCACUGCAGACCUUUUGAGUGUUGUUACAACAUUCAUCUUCCCGUCUGUUUGGGCAACAUCUAAGGACACCUUCUACGUCGACCCUCUGCUAUCUCAACAAGAAACGGGCCCAGUCAAGCCGGCAAGAAUAGCUACUCAUCGCAAGAUCCUCGAUGACAAGACAAAUCCUUUCCCUGGUCUCUUGUCCAGCAUGAAGCUCCCGGCCUCGAUCAACAAGCAACUAUGGGCCCUCCGAGCCCUCUUGAAGAACCACUGGAUUUUCCGGGCGUACUUCCACGGCUGGUUCAGCUUCAAGACGAACAUCAAGCUCAACGACGUAAUCGGCUUCCUUCUGGGCAUCGUAGCCGUCGUCGUAUACAACGUGUAUGCAAAGACCUGGUGGCUCGCCAACCUGCUCGCCUUCGGGUAUUGCUAUGGCGCACUGCAACUCAUGUCUCCAACCACUUUCUGGACUGGAUCCUUGAUACUUAUCGGGCUCUUCGUCUACGAUGUUGUCAUGGUCUUCUAUACACCUAUGAUGAUGACAGUAGCAACGAAGAUUGACGCCCCAAUUAAGCUCGUCUUCCCUGGCCCAGGAAGAGGCAGCAUGCUCGGACUUGGGGACGUCGUACUACCAGGAAUUAUGAUCUCCAUUGCUCUCCGCUUUGACCUGUAUCUCCACUACCUCCAUAAACAGAAAACCGCCUCUACCCCUGACUCCAAGGAAAUCGCGAAGCCCAAGUAUGAGGAAGCGGCCGGUCAAUGGGGCGAGCGGUUCUGGACUUCUGGAAGCAAGGAGGUUACCGUUGCUGAUGGCGCGCGGUUCCCGAAGGUGUAUUUCAAGGCUGCUUUGGUUGGAUAUUCUAUUGCCAUGAUGGUCACAAUUACGGUGAUGCGGAUUUGGAACCAUGGACAGCCUGCUUUGCUCUAUCUCGUUCCUGGAGUAUUAGGUGCGCUCUGGGGCACAGCCUUGGCUCGAGGGGAGUGGAAGUUGAUGUGGGAAUAUACUGAGGAUGGGAGCUUGGAUGUUGAGGGGGAUGGUGAAAAGCAUGGCGAGAAGAAGGGCUCGGGGAUGGACGAGAAGGUUGACAAGAUACUGGCGAAAGCCAAGGAGGAGCAUGCUCAUCAUGUUUUCCUAUUUUCUCUGUCGGAGCCUAAACCAAAAAGGGUGAAGGUUAUUGAGAAAAGCGAAUAG